AACCUAUAAUACAAAUAACAGUAUAUAUGAAUGAAACACGAGUUUAAUAAUAUUCAUAAUAUUUAUUAAUAUUUUCAGUGUUUUAAUGAAUGAAUGAUUGAUUGAAUUGUAAUCACAAUUAUUGUCAACACUUCCUAUGGAUUCAGACAAUGAAAGUCAACCGAAAGGUCGACCCACUCGAGGAAGGGGUAGAGGACGCGGUCGACCACCCGGUAGACCAAAGAAGGCGACCAAAAGUACUAAAAAGACUAACAAAAAGACAAUCAUUGAAAGCAAAGACAUCGAUGAAAAUUCAUGCGAAGACAUUGUUAAGACCAAAGUUGAAGUCAAGACUGAAGAGUUUGAUUUUAGCGAUGAUUUGGGUUCAGAUCUGCCAUCACAUUCAAUCUCUUCAUUUGUAAAUCCUGGCGCCAAUCCAUUGCACGGUAAAGAAGAACUCAAUUGGAAAUAUAGGGUUAAUCUGAUCGGAGAGAAAGUAGUUAAUCCACGCAUUCAUUGUUGCGAGAAAUGUCUUCUUCCUAUUCUUGUUUACGGAAGAAUGAUUGCGUGCAAACAUGUGUUUUGUCUGAAUUGUGCGAAACGGUAUGAGAAUCAGUGCCCGCGUUGUGGAGAAAAAGUAUUGAGAGUUGAGAAGAGCGGUUUGGGUACAGUCUUCAUGUGUCAAACGGAGUCCUGUAAGCGAACAUAUCUGAGUCAACGCGAUCUUCAGGCACACAUCCAACACAGACACAUCAGGAGACAAACAAAUACACUCAACACAAGUAAUAUCGCUAACGUAAUACCGGUGCCAACUUCAGUGUCCAAAGAGCUUUCUUUGAAUGUGACCUCAACAUCGCGAACGGCCGCAUAUAAUGCCACUUCAUUCCAGAGUCCGAUACCUGUGGUGUCUUCGCGAUCUAAUCUCAUUACUGUUCCCAUUCAGGAUGAGGUGAGCACUCGUCGCAACUAUAUAAGUCAAUCAUCACCUAUUAUGUCCCCACAACAGCCUAAUUAUGUCUCACCACCAAACUAUGGACAGCCAACCAUUCAGUGGCCAGCAAUGUCUACCACAAAUAGUUUUGGUUAUAGACCUCCUUCAUGGACCCCUAUCUCUCCCUACACAAACCCAUACAACAGGCCUCCCUAUUAUCAACAAUAAUUCAUCGGCACUUAAGUACGAUUCGAGUGACAAUGGGUUGAGUGCUUCCGGAAG
Oppia nitens is the source of this 1192-nucleotide messenger RNA. RefSeq names its product E3 ubiquitin-protein ligase Hakai-like (gene Hakai). Gene Ontology annotation, molecular function: ubiquitin protein ligase activity. Bases 137 to 1138 code for a protein of 333 amino acids. The record is from RefSeq and is a predicted model, not a curated record. Gene Ontology annotation, biological process: regulation of cell adhesion; protein ubiquitination. Lineage: Eukaryota; Metazoa; Arthropoda; Arachnida; Sarcoptiformes; Oppiidae. The transcript has 4 exons.